CACUGACGGAUUACGUUGCAGGAAGGGGAGGGACGUAAACAUGGCGUCUGGACAGCAGUGGGUGUUGGUGGAAAUGGUACAGGCGUUGUACGAGGCUCCAUCUUAUCACCUCAUUUUGGAGGGCAUCCUCAUUUUAUGGAUAAUCAGGCUUCUCUUCUCUAAAACGUACAGGCUCCAUGAGACGAAUAAACUGACUGAAAAGGAAAAGGAAGAUCUUAUUGAGGAGUGGCAGCCUGAACCUCUUGCUCCUACGAUUUCCAAAGAUUCACCCUACAUUACCUACGAUGUUGUCACAGGACCUCCCAGCCACAAAAUCAUAAUCAAUGGAAAAGAGUGCAUUAACUUUGCAUCAUUUAACUUCCUGGGUCUCCUGGACAAUGAACGAGUCAAGCAAAAGGCACUGUCAUCCUUGAAGAAAUAUGGAGUCGGAACAUGUGGUCCUAGAGGAUUCUAUGGAACAUUUGGUACGUGAUAUAUAUAUAUUUUUUCUUGCUAAUUCUUUUGUUA
This is a messenger RNA of Hippocampus comes (tiger tail seahorse), 507 nucleotides long. RefSeq names its product serine palmitoyltransferase 1. Bases 41 to 472 code for a protein of 143 amino acids. NCBI's taxonomy places the organism in Eukaryota, Metazoa, Chordata, Actinopteri, Syngnathiformes, Syngnathidae. The transcript is spliced from 5 exons. Gene Ontology annotation, cellular component: endoplasmic reticulum. Gene Ontology annotation, biological process: sphingosine biosynthetic process; ceramide biosynthetic process. The record is from RefSeq and is a predicted model, not a curated record. Gene Ontology annotation, molecular function: serine C-palmitoyltransferase activity.